GUGAAGAGAUUUGCGGAAAUCACGGGGUAAAAAGGAAAAUUAAUUAGCACAAGUUCCUAAAAGUACCACUCAGUCCAAAUAAAAUAAGUACGCGCUCUGUAACGCGCUUUUACUUUAAUUCCAUUAACAAGUCUCUUUCUUGGUCUCUUUUGGUGUGGAAAUUAAAACAAUCUCAUCUUUGACGCUCAAAAUGGAUCUUCAGAUUCCACAUGUCAACAAGCUUGGAGAUGAUGACCAACCGAUCUGUAGGAACGUCGAUUUAUCUCAUCACAAAACAGAUCCACAUGAUGUGCUUUUAGUGAUUCCUGAUAACCGUAAGUUUGAUUUUGAUUUCUCAAGUGAUUCGAAGAAAUUGUCCUCCCAGCCGAAUAAUAAUGAAUCAUAUGUUGCUCCUCGCUUGCACAAAUUUAUUUCGAAACAGGACUUACGCAAGGAACUUCUACGUCGUUGGUCAUCUUUUUUAGUCUCGACUGUUGUUUUUAUUGGUCUUUUCUACAAUAUAUGGAGCACCAUAUUAUUACCUAUGCAAAAGCAACGUAUUCACCGCUUUUACAUAUGGUCAUCCUUCCUAGGGUUGUUGGGUUUUAUUGUGUUUGUUUCAGCUGUUGCUGUAAUGAUUCUUGCUGGUGGAGUAUUCUCUUCUACGCAGAAAGCUAUGCUUAUCAUUUUGCUUCUUUGGAUGCAUAUUCAAUCUGCUAAGUCAAUCCUCGAAGUUUGCGUAAUAUUACUCGGCGGAGUUUUCAUGGCGUGGUAUGCUUUUUGGAAAAAGGAAUCACCAACUGAUGAAAGUGAUACGAAUAAAGGUAAUAAGCUGUCAGCUCAAACAGUAAUAUGAAUGAUUGGUUGUGCUGUGUUUCAUCCAUAGACUUUGUGUUUGUAAUUUGCAGCUCAUCAUAUGAUAAUAUCAGCUGUGUAAUGUUUUCUUGAAUUUUACUUUCCAUUUAAUACUUGUAUUGUAUUGGUUACCAAACUUUAGCUUUGCCAAAUUUCUAAUCCAUUUGAUCAUAUGGAUUGGCAAAAUUGUGGCACUUUCAUCCUACUGUAUGUAUAUUACAACUUUGUUUGCUUAAUUCUUUGCGUAAAGGGAUGUAAAUAACAUAGGUCCAAACUACUCGUAUGGUAAAUAAAUAUGAAAACCUAGAGUAAUACUUCCUUUGUAAUAAAUAAGCUUGGUCUGCAUAUUCAA
Vicia villosa (hairy vetch) is the source of this 1186-nucleotide messenger RNA. RefSeq lists its product as uncharacterized. Lineage: Eukaryota; Viridiplantae; Streptophyta; Magnoliopsida; Fabales; Fabaceae. The coding region runs from base 191 to 835 and encodes 214 amino acids. The transcript has 2 exons. The record is from RefSeq and is a predicted model, not a curated record.